Messenger RNA from Aspergillus calidoustus, 1447 nucleotides. Lineage: Eukaryota; Fungi; Ascomycota; Eurotiomycetes; Eurotiales; Aspergillaceae. The record is from the annotation of a GenBank genome assembly.
GCGCUAAUCUACAACCCGUGUGCUGCCGACCAGCUCCCGCAUCAUCCACCACCGUCUUCCCUGUGUUGCUCACCAUCUCAUCGCGCAAAUGCAGAUUGCUUUCUUCUUUCGUCUUACUUCCUUCCGAAUUACACCAGGUCUACGACUGAGCAUAAUCCCAUACCACAAAAUCCCUCUCGAACUAACCAGAACGCCCCAAUCGCUCCCUUCAUCCGUUCUGUCACCAGUUCUGUGCCAGAAUGCCCGGUCCGCCCCCCGGCUACACGCCAUGGAGCCAAGAAGAAAGGAACAAACUUAUAAAGUUGAGAGAUGAGUACUCUGAACUGUCCUGGAAACAGUUUCACAAGUUAGAACUGUUCCCCGACCGCACGAACGGUGCGGUUAUAGCCAUGUACAACAGGAUGAAGCUUGAGAUGGCUGAAAUGAGCGAUAAUGAAGGCGAGUCCGACGGCAAUACUGGUGAUGCGGGUGAGAGCGAGGCAGAGUCAUACGCUCUAGAGAAGAUCUCUAAAAAGGACGAGCUUAUGAAACAUAGCUCCGCUGCGGAUAACAAGGGUUCAAAGCCUCUGGUGGAGUAUGACACAACCGACAGCGAGACGGAUGCAAAGGGCACGAGCUGUGCUCGUGAUUCUCCUACGUUCGACCCGAGCACCCCCCGGCCAAAGAAACGCAAACAAACUCGUGUGCCUCAGAACCAGAGCCAGAGCCCUCGUCCAGAAUUCAGCCGCCGUCCCACCACUCCGUUCUGGAUACAGGCACAACAGAGAGCAAUGAGGGCCGCCAGCAUAACUCAAGACACAAAGCCAGUCCUGCCGUCCCAUCCGUUUCCUCCAGCAAGCGAAUACGCUCCGAGAAUACACUUCCGGGCCACUUGGGAUACCGACUACUCGGCCGACGACACCCAACUGACCCUCGGAGAACACCUCAAGGAGAUAGAGGGGCAGAAUGCAGCCAUGCAUAAAGAAAUCGAGGAACAGAUCCAGAGGCUCAAGCGGGAGUCAACCGCUGCUAAGGAACGCUCGAAUCAGGCAGCGACGCUACUCAGAAAGCUACAGCAGUUGGGGGGCUUGCUCAAUCUAAGUCCUUCAGAGGUAUCUACAUUGAUCGAUGUGAUUAAGGCCAGCGAGUUCAGCCAUGCGGGUACAACCUCAGGAUGAUCGUGGGGUUUCUCUGACUUGCGGGGUUCAAAGGGGUAUGGAUGAUGCUAAUAUUGCUUGACCAUGAAGAUCGGUGAGAAUGAGAUUUGUUGGUUUGUACUUCGAAUGCUUUAAUUGACAGUUACUUUAACAAGAUUGCUCCUGCCAUGUCUUAGGUUGUUCACUCACUUCCAUGGCAUCGUCUUUGUCUGAAGAAGGUUUUAGCACGCAACAGCGUGACGCUUUUUUAUCACUUAGCUAUCACCUCUAGUCGCUACUCAUGGAAAGUCUUUUUCUUCCAGAAUCCAACC